Messenger RNA from Amblyraja radiata (thorny skate), 1588 nucleotides. RefSeq names its product sperm-associated antigen 5-like. NCBI's taxonomy places the organism in Eukaryota, Metazoa, Chordata, Chondrichthyes, Rajiformes, Rajidae. The record is from RefSeq and is a predicted model, not a curated record. The transcript has 2 exons. Gene Ontology annotation, biological process: cell division; regulation of attachment of spindle microtubules to kinetochore. Bases 849 to 1238 code for a protein of 129 amino acids.
UUCGAGUUCAGGGAGCAGGAGCUGACGAUAUCCCGGGAGCAGCUGUCGGAGACGGAGGGGCAGCUCAGCGAGCAGAACCGCUGCCUACACCAUCGUAACCUGCAAUGUGAGGAGCUGCGGACUCGGUGUGACCACCUGCGUUUGGAGCUGGACAUGGUUAAGAAGGAUUCACGAGAGAUGUUGAUGGAGAUGGGAGAGCGGAUAAACCAGGCCAUCGUCGAGAUCAUGAAAACGGAAGGUCAAUUGCAGAAGGUCACCAGGUCGGCUAAGACCACUCUGAAGAUUUGGCAGCGGCAUCUUCCCAAGACCAUUGCUGAAGUCAAGACAAAACCACCGGUCGCGGCUGUGAAGACGAGCAACGAGGCUGCUGAGGGGGGAGACGACUCAGGCCGGCGACAAACAUAAGGAAGCAGCUACGAGUGUCAUCAGGAGUGAGCAGAGUGCCUUCGCUCCACUCAAACCCACGGGCACAGACACAGCAGGCGUUGAGGACACCCUGGAGCAGCAGCGAAUGUGCAGGCUGCACCAGGCGCUGCAGAAGCUGCAGGCCGUCCGCACGCAAAUCGAGAGCGCAAUGAGGCUGCAGGUGCAGGAGCCGCAGCGGGAGAUCUCGGUGGGGCGAGAGCAGCAGGAGGCCAAGAGCAACAAGAAGCUGCUGGAUCUGCGCAGCCUGCAGGGCAUGGGUUGGCGAGCUGGAGGCUGAGAAACUGCAGCUGGCACGGGAGAUACAGGCACAAGUCAAGAGUAAAUGUGAACUGGAGCAAGCCUUGAGGAGUCAGAAUGAGAUCAUCCACGAAUUUAAUAAACUGUUGGAUUCCAAUCUCGAGGAGCACAAACAGUUUCUGGCGAUGAAACAGGAGGUGACUGAUGUGAGGCGGCAGCUGCAGCAGGUGGAGACAGAGGCCGGCACUUUCUGCGAGGAGUUUGCCAAACCCCAGGCCCCCGGGGAUGCUCUGGGCAAGAACUGGCUUCAGGAGAAGGUGGAUCUCCAGCAGCAGGUGCGGAAGUUGCGAGGGGCUUACUUGCAGAAGGACAGCGAGAUCCAGCAGCUGGAGAAGAUGAUCAGACACAGAGCCAUCCUGGAGGAGAACAAUCAGAGAGCAGAGGCCGAGGUGGACAAGCUGUACAACCUGAUAGAGCACAUCAGAAGAACUCUCCAAUCGAUACCUGAAGUGGUGGGAAGCUCAGCGGAGUUGAAGGGCCUCCUGAAGUGCCUUGGAGAUGAUCUGGCAACGUAGUGUGAAAUGGGGCAAACGUGCCCUCUGGAGGAGGAAAGGACUGUCCUGUGGGGUGUGGGCUUUUGGUUGAUUCACUGUAGGAUUUGUGUCUCCAGCAACAGAUUUGUGUCUCCAACAGUUUAAAAGCCCAGCAUUUUCGUUUAUUCCAGAUGCACCUUUUGUCUAAAUUCUCCUCAAUCAUAACCCAUGUGCAGAAAAGGCCAAUUAGUGCGUCUGACCUUGGAGUUGUUAUUAAGCUCUUGUUGCAUACAGCGGUAACAGGCUGUAUGCAAAACCAACGUGGGCGUGAAGGCGCCACAUUUCCAUAACAAGUGGUGCUGUGCUGCAGAACAUCAUGUUAACCUGGAUUA